AUGUUUAAACAUUCGAAAGGUCCUUUAAAUAUGAAUGGUCUAUAUUUAUCAACAUCACUUCAUCAUCUACAUGAUCGAAAACAAUCUUGCAUUUCUCAACAAAAAGAUUUGAAUCAAAAUAGAUCUCAAUCGCCAAUAGAUAUGAAUGAAAAAAUUUCAACUAAAAGUAGACAUUCAUCAUCGUCAUAUACUUCAUUAAGUUCUUAUCUGAAAGAAUUUAAUUUAACUAAUAAAGAUUUCUUUGACUUACAACAAGCUCUUAAAAUAAUUUUUCAUUAUGUUCAAUCUCAAAUCGUCUGUGAUCAUAAUAAAGAAUUAGUUAAACAACGUUUAAAAACUCCGUAUUUACAUCAACAAGUAAAUAUAGAUGAUCAAUCAUCCUUACCACUUUAUACUGAUGAAUGUUUCAUUCGUAAUGGCUUAUUAAAUCAUAACUAUGGUCCAGAAAUUCAUGAUAGUCGUUGUCAAUCAAUAAAUUUAUGUUAUUCAAAUCAUUCUAAACCUAGUAUUCAUUUACAAAAUAGUUCAUCAUCAUGUUAUACAUUAUCAUCAGCAUCUAAUUCAAUGCAAUUAACAUCUUCUUUGAAUAUUUCAUUACCAUUGGCAUUACUUUCUAAUCAAAAACAUUUAUUUUCAGCAUUAACAAAUAAUUUUACAUUAGGCAAAGAUCAAAAUAAUGAAACUAAAUCGAUGAUUAUUCGACGAAAUAAAGUGCAAGCAUGGGAAAGAGAUAAUACUUUACAACGAAGAACAUCUAUAGCAGACUUUUCAAUAGAACAGAAUGUUCAACUUAAAGCAUCGGAUCAUCAUCAAAGUACGAUAGUUCGAACACCCUCGAUUAUAAAAGAUGACAACAUCGUAAAAACAACGGAAGACGUCAUUAACAAGAAUAGUAUCUUGCUAACAGGGAGUGAUAAAGAAUAUGAGAAAAUUUUGGAAAAUAAAAAUAUUGACGAUUUAUUUCCUAUGGUCAAAAGACUUGCUCCGUAUAUCAUAAUUUGUGAUGCUUUUCAUCAAACUUCAAAUAAUAAUGGCUUAAAUGGCAAAUUAUCAAUAAAUAAAAAUAACGAAAAAUCAAUGCAAGAAAUCAAUCAUCGAGUGAAAGUGUCUGAAAAACGAACAUUAACUGAUGUAUUAGAUCCACAAUCGAUAAAAGUCAAGCGACAGUCACUGUUAUUGUAA
This is a messenger RNA of Rotaria socialis, 1182 nucleotides long. The record is from the annotation of a GenBank genome assembly. NCBI's taxonomy places the organism in Eukaryota, Metazoa, Rotifera, Eurotatoria, Philodinida, Philodinidae.